CUAGAACCUAGUUAUUGGCAUUUGAUGUAGUCAGUUUAAAUAAUUCAGAACCCAUAAAAUUGAAAUCCUGAUUUCGGCUCUGAUAAUCUCCGACCUAAAAUUUGCUUAACUACAACUUCUCUUCUUUUGUGAUAAUAAAUCUUCGUCUUUAACUAAAAUCAAUAAAUGCAUGAUAUAUAGGGUAACAUAAGGGAUAAGCACUUUGUGAAACAUUCCUAUUUUCUUCUCCAACAAAUCAAGAAAAUGCUUUCAACUAUGGUGAUUCACCUCAAAACUCAACCUCUCUUUGUUCUUCUUCUCUCCUUCAUUGGAUUCAUCACCUUCUUAAGAAACUUCAUCAUUUUCCUCAAAUGGAUUUUCAUUACAUUUUUAAGAACUCCAAAGAAUCUUGUCCAAUCUUAUGGCUCUUGGGCACUCAUCACUGGCUCAACGGAUGGAAUUGGAAAAGCUUUUGCUUUUCAACUUGCACAAAAAGGUCUCAACCUAAUAUUAGUAGCAAGAAAUUUAAACAAACUACAACAAGUCUCUAGUGAAAUCAAAACUCAAAAUCCAAAUAUCAAAGUCAAGAUUAUUGUUGUAGAUUUCUCUUUUGAUGUUACUAAAGGGAUUCAAGAAAUGAAAAAAGGAAUUGAAGGAUUGGACAUAGGUGUUUUAAUUAAUAAUGUUGGUGUCACAUAUCCAAGAGCUAUGUUUUUUCAUGAGGUGGAUGAGAAUAUAUGGAAAAAUAUAGUGAAAGUAAAUUUGGAAGGUACCACAUUAGUGACGAUGGCGGUUUUACCAAGCAUGAUAGGUAGAAAAAAAGGUGCCAUAGUGAAUAUUGGGUCUGGUGCUUCCAUUGUUGUACCUUCUCAUCCUCUUUUCUCCAUCUAUGCUGCAACUAAAGCGUAUAUCGAUCAGUUUUCAAGAUGUUUAUACGAUGAAUACAAACACCAUGGUAUAGAUGUGCAGUGUCAGGUACCAUUAUAUGUUAAAACAAAGAUGACUUCAAGAGUUGCAAGCAUAGAGAAAUCAUCAUUGUUUAGUCCAACACCAGAGAAAUAUGCAAAAGCAGGAGUAGCACAAAUAGGCUAUGGUUGGAGAAGCAUGCCUUAUUGGCCACAUUCAAUUCAAUGGUGGUUUGCUUCUUUGUUGCCUCAAUCUCUUCUUGAUGCAUGGCGCCUCUCCAUUGGCCUUAAUAGGAGGAUUAAAACUUAAUUGUCCAACUAAGAUUUAACGAGACAUAUUAUCCGUUACUAGACAUCACAAGUAUUAUAAUAUAUAUUCGCCUCAGUUGUCCACAACAUAAAUCACAACUAUAAUAAACUUGGGGCAAUAUAUACUUUAACAUUUACAUACUUGUACACUUAGUAUAUUUAAAAGAGAAUUACAAUCGUAUCAUAUUUAAAAGAGAAUUACAAUCGUA
Molecule: messenger RNA, 1402 nt
Organism: Solanum pennellii
Lineage: Eukaryota; Viridiplantae; Streptophyta; Magnoliopsida; Solanales; Solanaceae
Product: very-long-chain 3-oxoacyl-CoA reductase-like protein At1g24470
Exons: 4
Coding region: 244-1194 (316 amino acids)
Cellular component (GO): endoplasmic reticulum
Molecular function (GO): ketoreductase activity
Source: RefSeq, a predicted model, not a curated record